This is a messenger RNA of Pectinophora gossypiella (pink bollworm), 1982 nucleotides long. RefSeq names its product coiled-coil domain-containing protein 102A. The coding region runs from base 180 to 1298 and encodes 372 amino acids. Lineage: Eukaryota; Metazoa; Arthropoda; Insecta; Lepidoptera; Gelechiidae. The record is from RefSeq and is a predicted model, not a curated record. The transcript is spliced from 2 exons.
GCCGCUACUCUGAAGGUAAAAGUGUUUUUUUGUCCCCAAAAAUUGUGAAUUGUAAAAUUUAUCGUGAAAUCAAGAUUAUUCUAAGAGUAAAAUGAAUUAGAAACAAAGGCAGCCUUUCUAUUAUUGUAUUAUGUUAUAAUUUUUCACUCAUCAUAGAGGGACGUCGCCACAAAUGAAAGAUGGCACAAAGCUCGCACGGCGGCAGCCACAGGCGCAGCAGGGACCACGACGGCGCGCGGUACACCAACAACGACUGGGAGGCCAAGGAGGCUCUGUACCAGCGCGAGCUGGAUGAGGCCCGCGCCCGCGCCACGCAGAUGGAGAAGACCAUGCGCUGGUGGUCCGACUGCACGGCCAAUUGGCGCGAAAAGUGGAGCAAGGUACGUAACGAACGCAACAAGGCGCGCGACGAAGCCAAACAACUCAAAAACAAACUCGACAUCGUCACUAAAGAAUUCAACACAAUCAAAACUGAAAAGAACGACCUUGAACACCAACUAGUUGAACUCAAAAGGGACAAUGAAAAGCUGCUCAGCAUAGGAGAAACCAGGGUAGUCACGGCAGAUCUCAAUACAGACGACGGCGUGGAACUGAGAAGGCGGAACGUCGGGUAUGUUUCGCCGAAUGAGCCGUCAAUACGCCAGCGGGCCUCGCUUGACUCACACAAGUUCUCCAAUGUUGACAACGUGCUAGCGAACAAAUUGAGCGAGAUGAGGCUGCGUCUAGACGAAACUUGCAAGAGUCUGCAAAGCGAAAAAGACCAAAAAGCGUUCCUACUCGCCAAAAUAGAAACGUUGACCGCUGAACUCCACAAUACUAAAAUGGAAGCAACGCACAGCGAUAGAACUAUAGGAUCCACCGAUUCUAGUCACAGUGAAGUAGAAAGACUGCAGAACGAGCUACAAGACGAAGUAGCAGCCAAACAGGUGUUAGAGGAGAAAAUUGCCGAGUACAAAAUGGAAGUGGAGAGGCUCAAAUCUGAGAACACGAUACAGUGGAGCAAAAGAGAGUUACUAGAGACGGAAAACAUAGCAAUACUUAGAGAGAAUAAGAAGCUGUAUAGUCAAGUGUGCGAGCUACGAGAGCAAAUACACAAGUUGAAUAGGAUAUCUGAUGGAAGCGCGUACGUUAUGAAUGAUAGGCUGGACUCCAACGUUCUUUACGUUAGAAAAACCAGUGUCAGUCCGAGAUCUCAAGAGUCGAGUAACGCGUCAUCGGAAGGGAACGUGGUGAUGGAAAAAGUGACGACUUCAGAAGAAGAUGACUUAGCCAUAGUCGAAAAGAGCGAGAGUUCUUAGGUUCUUACCUUUCUUUUUAAAAAUUGGUCUCUCAAAUAUAGUCAACGAUAAUUUUCGAAAGCGAGCGACUUUUGACAUUGACGAACGGAUGUCAAAUGUUGUCGAUUCAAACUUCGAUCAACACUGGUAGGAAAUAAAAAUACCAAUGAGUUUGCAGUCGCAUGAUGUGUUAACUUUUAAAUUUAGAAAAGACCCUGAGAAUAACGUUCUCCGUAAACGGAAAACUACUAAAAUAUUAGUCGCUACAUGAUAUUAAAAGAAAUGUCAAAAAUAUUGAUUGAUUGUAAUCAUUGCAUUACAAAAAAAAAUACCAAGGCUAAAGAUUAAAAAAAAGUUGAUACGGCACUUUUUUUUUAGUAGCUAUAGUUUGACGAAAUUCGACGAUACAAACAUAAUAUAAAUGUAAAAAAUAAAUGAAAUCAUUGACUAAGCAAGGUUUAAAAUUGAGCAAUAAUAUUGAAUAUCAUUCUAAUAUGAAAUCUGCAUUCCAUAGCAAAAUUCCAAAGCUGCAUUUCGGUUUUUUUGACAUAAUUUUAUUUCAUUGGUGAUUGGGAAAAUGAGUUAGUACAAUUGGGUAUUUGACUGGGACAAAGAUACAUUAUAAAAUGCCAAUCUAGAAAUAGAAGCCAGUCUAAGAUGACCAGAAAGCAAUCUCAUUUUACUUAUCGACAUAUUUUCGAAUUU